Molecule: messenger RNA, 2139 nt
Organism: Panonychus citri (citrus red mite)
Lineage: Eukaryota; Metazoa; Arthropoda; Arachnida; Trombidiformes; Tetranychidae
Product: sodium-dependent glucose transporter 1-like
Exons: 4
Coding region: 640-1962 (440 amino acids)
Biological process (GO): transmembrane transport
Source: RefSeq, a predicted model, not a curated record
AUAAGUAAUAAUUGUUUAUCUUUGGCAAGAAAUCAAUAGAAAGUUUCUCAAAGUCAAUUGAUGGAUAUCAAGGUACAACCGUUUGAUUUAUCAGCGUAAUUUUAUCUAAGCCAUGUGAUGGGUCAUUUUAUCACCGAAAAUCAAUCACUGAUCCUUAUGAAUUAGUCUUGGAUUAACAAAAUGAUCCGACCAAACUUGAACCAUCUCGAAUCGAUACUCGAUAGACUAAAUUGUAAAGGAUUUUUAUCAUUUCUCACAAGUCACUCACUCGAUAAUCUGCUCUUCAUAAUGAUCAUCGUCUUUUUUUGUUAUCAUUAUCAGAAUUGUGAUUUAACUUCAAAGAGAUAAAGAUUUUGAUAAUUACCAGCAUCUGCGUAAUCGCAGCAAUUAAAUUGUCAAUAGUGAACAUUAUAUUUUCUUUCAAAAUCUAAUAACUUGAUUUUCUCUUUGAUUUAAGUCAAAAAAAGUUCUGUAAAUUAUGAUUAUCUUAUUGUUUAUCCACUGAAACAGAUCAAAUCCGAUAAAUUAUCAGGUAGUUGUAAUGUUAGUAUAAAAGGUUUGAUGAAACGAAACUUUAACCAGUUGAAUUUAAUUAUUAUUUUGAUUCUGUGAAACUUCACAAACACAACACAAUCAACCAUGAAUUUGACUGAGUAUCUUAAACUUUAUAAAAUUCAUCUGAUCAAAACGAGUCUCUGUUUCUUAACCUUCAUGAGUCUCGGUGGAUGCAGCACUUUGCUUGGUUCAUCUUUACUUGAUAUUCAGAUUCGUGUUCGAGAACCUUAUGAAAAGGUUACUGGCCUUAUUCCAAGUCGAGCGAUCGGUUACAUGAUCGGCGGAGUAAUUGCUGCUCUUAUCGAAACUAAGCUCGAACCUAAUUUGGUUCUAUUCUGUGCUAAUUCAACUGGGGCCAUUUUCAUCGGUUUGGCUCCUUGGUUUUUUUCGUAUUGGCCGAUAUACUCUUGUUUUUUCAUCUCUGGAAUCGCACAAGGAGUUCUCGAUAUAUUUGUAAAUACUUACUCAUACAAUAUUUGGGGGCUAAAAGCAGCAAAUUACAUUCAAGUUUUACAUUCAUCAUUCGGUCUUGGCUCAUUACUGACACCCUUGUUGACGAAAGGGUUCCUAUUACCGUCAACCAAUGAAACUUUAACCGACGACGAAACUUUUGCAUUAUAUUCACCUGAAGAUGUUAAAGUUCAAUAUGCAUUUCUAGUCAUUUCCAUAGUUCUUUUCAGCUCAUCGCUUGGAUUUUUAUUAUUCUAUUUACGAGCCAGAGCCAAUCGAAAAACGGACGAUUUUGUCAAUAAAGAAAUCGUGAUCAAUAAUGUUUCCGCUCUUUGGAAAAGAGCUCUUUGUAUUGCGAUUGUCGCUCUAGUUGCAAAUUGUUCCUUUGGAUUACAAACUUUAGUCGGUUCGUUGGGACCACCAUUCGCAGUUAAAUCUGAUCUUCAUAUGUCCAAACAAGAUGGAGCUUCGUUGGUCACUGUUUUCUGGUUUUUGUACACAUUUUACCGAUACGUUCACCUUGGUUUACUCAACGUGUUCAAGGAAAGACGAAUCAUGAUCUUUUCUUAUACCUGUGUGAUCAUAAGUGCUUUCGUUAUGGCUCCACACGCGGCUUAUUCUCGUCCAUGUAUUUGGAUUUCAUUCGUUCUUCUCGGGGCUGGAUAUUCACCGACGUUCACAGUUGCAUUAUCCACUUUACAGAGAUACUUCUAUCUCUCUGGUCGAAAUGCUUCUUAUAUCUUUAUCGUUGGAGUUACUGGUGAAUCGAUUCAUCCAUGGAUCUUAACGAAAUUGAUGCAAUCAAGCCAAGUUUAUUUCGUUUACUAUUUGGCCAUCAUGUCGUCGAUUCAGGUUGCUCUUUGCUUCAUCCUGCCAAUAGUUUGUAAUAAAAUAUUCAAACCUGAUGAAAGAAAAGACUUCAGUAGAACUGAAUCAUUCAGAUCAUUUACUAGAUGAACAAUUAAUCUAAUCCAAUCGACAAAUCGAUCUAAACAAGUGCAACUUACCUUAGAUUUUAAUUUAUUAACUGUAAAUGUUUUUCUUUGUAUAAAAAUUUCAUGAUGUUAACCAGAAACUAAAACAUAUUUUGAUUGAAAUUCACUUGUAAACAAUAACAAUCAAAUUUCACGUUAA